This is a messenger RNA of Fraxinus pennsylvanica, 2553 nucleotides long. Lineage: Eukaryota; Viridiplantae; Streptophyta; Magnoliopsida; Lamiales; Oleaceae. The record is from the annotation of a GenBank genome assembly.
AUGGGGAGUACAGGUGAAGCUGAUCGGAAACGACGUCAUAUUAGCUCUAUAUCACCGACUGCCGCUACUGUGAAGAAACACCCCUUCCUGCCCUUAACCGAGGAUAAAAAGCUCAAUGCAGCAGUACUUCAAUUUCAAAAUCAGAAACUGACCCAGAAGUUAGAAGCUCAAAAGGUCGAAUUUCAUGCUCUGCAUUCCAAAUUAUGUCAAUUGAAGGAGAAACAAAAGUCACAUGCGAAGACUUUGGCUGUGGUUAAUAAUUCAUGGGAAGAGCUGGUUGAUGACUUGGAAUCACGAUCUAGUCACAUAAAAGACUUGAUGACGAGUGGACGAGGUUCUGAACAACAAAUUGUCAUAGAUGAUGGUGAUUCACCUCCUGAGAAAGCUUUUUUAGGCCGCCUCUUGGAAACAGGCGCAACUGAAAGCAGCUCAGCUGGCACAACCACAGAUCUGACUGAAGAUGAUAGACAAAUUGAUGGUGAAAAGACAAAGAGCAUAUUGCACAAGAUAGUCAACGCAUGUGAGGAUUUGGGUAAUCUGAAGAGUAGCUUGUCUACUGCAUGUUUGAACGUGCUUCCGUCUUAUGGAUGGGGCCAGCAGGGGUUACCGUGUGAUUUGCAGGCGGAAGUUAAGAAUCUGAGACUGGCAGUGGGAAGUAUUCACUCGAAGCACAAAUCACUGGCCGCUGAAUUUCAUGGCCAUCGAGACACUGACACAAAGAAUAAAGCCGAUCUUAAAUGUUUGAAAGGAGAGUUGGAGAAUUCGAUUUUGGAAUUGGAAGAAAGCAACCAUAAUUUGGCAAUCCUAAAAGUGGAGAGAGAUUUGGCAAAAGGAGCAUCUUUCCCCGUCCUGAAUCAACGAAACAAGCACGUCAUGAGUGAUGAUACCAGAGACAAACAAGAUGAUUUGCAACAGACGGAGUCAACACUCAAGGAGUUAUUGAACCAAUCCUCUUCCCGACUACGGGAACUCAGACGUCUUCAUGAAGAUAGGAUAAAGAUAUUGAGGCAGUUAUCAAAUUUGCAGAACAAUCUGAAGAAUGUCAAAUGUGUUUGUUCCUCCCGAGCAUAUCUUCUGCUAAAAGAUCAACUUGCAAAGUCUAAAGCCGAUGUAGUUCGAUAUCAAGCGCUUUAUGAGAAACUACAGGUUCAGAAGGACAAGAUUAAAACAUGCAUUGAAGAAAAAAGGCUAAUUGAAGCCAAGCUGGUAGAGGCGUCUAGAGAACCUGGCAGGAAAGAAAUCAUUGCGGAGUUCAAAGCUUUAGUUUCUUCAUUUCCUGAGAAAAUGGGUAACAUGCAGAAUCAGUUAGUUCAACACAAGGAGACUGCUUCAUAUAUUCAUUGUUUGUGUGCUGAUGUCCAAUCGCUUAUCAACAUUCUUGAUGGCAAGGCUAGGGAAUUGGACUCAUUAUCCUCCAGAUCUGCUGAGCAAAAUGCUGAAAUACAGAAAUUACAAGCUGUGGUCCAUGAUUUGAAGGAAGCUGAUUCUGACAUGAAGCUUUUUUUGGAAAUGUAUAGACGUGAAUCAACUGAUUCAAGGGAAGUUGGUGAAGCCAGAAGUUCUGAGAUCAAGGCUUGGGUUCAUGUUCAGAGCCUGAAGAAUUCUCUGGAUGAACACAAUUUGGAAGGGCGAGUUAAAGCUGCCAUUGAAGCUGAGGCAAAAGCCCAGCAAAGGUUAGCCACUGGAGAAGCUGAGAUUGCUGACCUGAGACGGAAGUUAGUGGCCACUAAAAGGGAGAAAUCCAAGCUUUCUGAUGUCCUAAACUCCAAACAUGAGGAAACAGAGGCCUAUCUUUCAGAGAUUGAGACCAUUGGACAGGCAUAUGAUGAUAUGCAGACUCAAAACCAAAAGCUUUUGCAACAAAUUAGUGAAAGGGAUGACUAUAACAUGAAGCUUGUUUUUGAAGGUGUGCAUUCAAGGCAGAUGAGAGAUAAUCUACUUGUGGAGAAGCGUUCCCUAGAGAGAGCCAUACAACGAACCAAGACAUCUGUUGAUUUUCUUGAAACAAAAGUAGCUGGAAUUGAAGAUCAGUUGAAAAGCUACUCGGAUCAAAUUCAGAGACUCACAGAAGAUAGGGUCCAAAUGAUGGCUACUUUCGAAAAUAACCAAAAGAGACAGUUAGAUGUGAAAAAGUCCUCUCAGCAACUGAUAGAAACUCUUGAGGAAGCACAGGCCAAGGUUGACAGGGGUCGACUGGAUCUUGCCGAGCUGCAGAUAGAGCUAGAGAAAGAGAGAUUUGAGAGAAAGAGAGUUGAGGCAGAUCUAGAAACCAUGAGGAGGAAGGCUGAACAAUUGAAGUCACAUGCUGACGGCUCAUCUGAAGCUGAAAAGCUUAAGCAGGAACUCGGAGAAUACAAGGAAAUACUCAAGUGCAGUGUUUGCCAUGAUAGGAGAAAAGAGGUGGUUAUCACAAAAUGCUUCCAUCUGUUUUGCAAUCCUUGUGUAAAAGGAAUCAUUGAAACGCGUCACCGCAAGUGCCCAGAGUUGGAGCCUGGCAGUGAUGCAUCACUGCCUCAGAUGCAUUUCAAAUCAGUGUUAGGCAUGAAGUUUUGA